CUCUGAUCCUCGUUAUUUAAAGGCUUUAUUUGAUCUCCGUUUUCGUUUCCGUUCAUUUUCUUUCUCGCCAAACAGAGGGGCAGAGAGAGCUCAAAGCCUUCGAAUCUCAGACUAUUCCGAUUCCUUUUAGGGGUUCCUUCUCUCAUCGACAAACCAAUCUCGAACCCUAAUAUCGGAUCAGGUCUGAGCAUUCUGGUUGUCAGGUUCUCUCAGUUCAAUCAGCCAACUUUCAUGUCUGAGCUCGACGUACAGAUCCCCACUACCUUCGAUCCGUUUGCUGAGGCAAAUGCUGAGGACUCGGGUGCUGGAUCAAAAGAGUAUGUUCACAUUCGUAUCCAGCAGAGGAACGGGAGGAAGAGCCUGACCACUGUGCAGGGACUGAAGAAGGAAUUCAGCUACAAUAAGAUACUUAAAGACCUUAAGAAAGAGUUUUGCUGUAAUGGUACUGUAGUUCAGGACCCAGAACUAGGGCAGGUGAUUCAACUUCAAGGAGAUCAGCGUAAGAAUGUAUCCUCCUUCCUUACUCAGGCUGGCAUUGUGAAGAAGGAACAUAUCAAAAUUCAUGGUUUCUGAGCUACAGGGACUCGUAUCUUCACUUCCCUCUUUGGUGUCCGUGCGAACCAUGUUGUCUGAUGUCCAAUAUAAGAGUGCAGCUAUAUGAUCUUUAUGUGGUUCUUUUACAUGUGUUUUUGGUAUGUUCUAGUAUUUGAUGCUUGUCAUGUGGGAUGAUCAUGAAAUGUGCGACUCAUGCUAUGUUUAUCAUCAAUAUAAAAAACUCCUUUAGACAUUUAGAAACAAUGUCACUCUCUUUGCCUACAUUUACCCUUCUUUUGUGGCAGUCAGCAAAAGUUGGUUGUUUUGACUUGGAAUGUGUGUAUUGUGGCAGUCUUUUACUUUCUAAUUUAAUGUAGUCUGGUAGUUUUAGAAGAUGUCAAUGACUAAGAGAGUGGAAUGUAUGUAUGUUUUGCGA
Messenger RNA from Humulus lupulus (European hop), 970 nucleotides. Its product is annotated as protein translation factor SUI1 homolog. NCBI's taxonomy places the organism in Eukaryota, Viridiplantae, Streptophyta, Magnoliopsida, Rosales, Cannabaceae. The coding region runs from base 232 to 573 and encodes 113 amino acids. Gene Ontology annotation, biological process: translational initiation. The record is from RefSeq and is a predicted model, not a curated record. The transcript is spliced from 5 exons. Gene Ontology annotation, molecular function: RNA binding; translation initiation factor activity.